AUGCGUCCCAAGGAGAUCGUGUACCUGUCGUUUGGCUCCACGGCGAACCAUGUGGCCACGCACUUUUGGAAUACGCAGCAGACGUACUUUGACUAUAGCCCUCACGCCCCUCCGCCGAUCGUCGAGCAUGACGUGUCGUUCAAGGCGGGCUUAGGGACCGAUGGACUCGAUACGUACACACCACGCACCCUGCUUUUUGACGUGCGUGAAGAAUUCGGCGCGCUCGCACGCAUCAAUGCUUUGUACGAAGAGAGUAGUGAGGAUGCAUUCGAUGGCGAGACACUGGAAACCGUGCCGCGUGUGCAGCCCAGUGCAAUGGCCGAUGCCCUCACAGCGCCCGCGACGGCCACGAAGCACGAGGGGCCUCCGCGGUACUGGUCCGACUUUGCCCAGACGCCCUACCAUCCCAAAUCCCUGCUCCAUGUAGCCGCGCCCUCCCUGUAUGGCCACUCGUUCUUAUCCAGCAUGGGCACCGAUUCAUUGAACCCUACGUUCGACACAUUUGCACAGGGCGUGCGCGUGGCCAAGGCCAUGGAAGACGAGCAGCAAGUCAUGGAAGACACAUUGCGGUGGUGGGCAGAGGACAGCGAUCUCUUGCAAGGCUUCCAAAUGACCACCUCCUCGUCCGAUGCAUUCGCUGGCUUUUCGCAUACCUAUCUGCAAUAUGUGGCGGAUGAAUACCCGAAGAGCGAGCGUCACGUCGCUUUGCUUGGCCGCGCCUACGAGGCGAAGUAUCAACCCUAUGUCACUAUGAACAAUAUUCUGUCUUUGGUCCACUUUUACGAGCAAGCCUCGAUGCUCGUGCCGAUACGUAUGAGCGGGCCUACUACGGACUUUCUGCGCCCCGAUUGGAACAGUAUGUACGAAAACAGUGCCGUGCUGGCGGCUCUCUUCGAGUCGGCGACACUACCUUUGCGUCUGGCUCACCGCUCCCACUCCAUGGUCGACAUGCGUGCCCAGUUGGUGUGGCGGGGCGAUUCACGCCUAGUGCAACUGGGCGGAUGUAUACCUACGCCGCUCCUGGCCGACGUACGUGCAUCCACGUCGGUCGACCAUUUGAUCGAUGCCAUGUUUGCCGCUCGGGGUCUGAAAAUGGAGGCGCUAGCAACGCCUCCGUCGUCGUCGACGGACAAACUCGGACCUGUAUGGUGGGAUGCCUCCCGGUCGUUUGGUCGUUUGUACAUGCCUUCCACUGAGGAUGCCACAGCCAUGGCGGUGCCGUACGCUGAAACCAUGGUCGCACGAGAUGCAGAUGCCAUGGCCGAAAAGCCAACCCUGGAUGCCAUGCAAGCCUGGCAAAAAGACCUAAAAGAGCCCUUGAUCUCUUCCCACUUUGUCCCCUUGGCUUUCCCUACAACGCCUCCGUACCCAUCGUUUUGGUAUGGACUUACUCGCGAUGGCCGACCAUGGCCGCGGCCGCACGAGCGAGAGAAGCUGGGUGUCGUGGAGUCUGUGCCAUGCAUGGCCUCCCUUCGGUCAUCACCAGAUUCCCUGGAUAUGAUUUUGGAAGCACGACAGUGUAUUGUACAAAUAUUGCAGGGUCAUGAGCCACUGGCUACGUAUGGCCUAACAGAUUUCAUGGAUCGUGAUGGCCUGCUGGAAGUGCGCGAAGCCCUCGAAAGCAUGUCCAAUGCGUAUGGCGGCGUCCCCGAUGACCAAGCCGAGCCUGGCACAGAUGAAGAGUGGGAAGACGACGAUGAGUGGGAUCUUUAG
This is a messenger RNA of Malassezia pachydermatis, 1713 nucleotides long. Its product is annotated as members of tubulin. The transcript has 3 exons. Gene Ontology annotation, biological process: mitochondrion distribution. The coding region runs from base 1 to 1713 and encodes 570 amino acids. Lineage: Eukaryota; Fungi; Basidiomycota; Malasseziomycetes; Malasseziales; Malasseziaceae. The record is from RefSeq and is a predicted model, not a curated record. Gene Ontology annotation, cellular component: cytoplasm.